AUGGGUCCCUGUCUACGCUCGCCCAACGAGAUCCUGCGACGGCCAGUACUGACGGAGGCUGGCGAGCUUCCAGUAUAUCACGCGAAGUUGCUACGGGCGAUGGAACGAAGCGAGAGAUUUGCUGAACGCGCACGACGCAUGGAACAGGCCAGGCCAAGUACUACGACCGGAACGCCAAACAACGGCGACGACUUCUAA
This is a messenger RNA of Phytophthora nicotianae INRA-310, 198 nucleotides long. RefSeq lists its product as hypothetical. The transcript is spliced from 2 exons. The coding region runs from base 1 to 198 and encodes 65 amino acids. The record is from RefSeq and is a predicted model, not a curated record. NCBI's taxonomy places the organism in Eukaryota, Oomycota, Peronosporomycetes, Peronosporales, Peronosporaceae.